CUUCCCGAGGGGGAGGUUUCCUGACCGUUAUCGCUUCCUGUGUUUGAUGUCAUGUUCAAACUGUGUCGAUCAAGACGCCAGAGAGUGAAACUGACGCCCGGCGGGGGAGCGCACAGGGCGGGCAGGGCGAUGUGAAGACCGGGGCGCUUAAAUCUUUUAUCUGAAGAACGGCCGCGUCGCCGAUAACAGGAUUGGCGUAUCCCCACUAGCUCCUGACCCAUUUUCCCGUGGAAAACGCUGUUUUUUUUUUCAUCGCUCAAGAAGAAUCGAGGGGGGACUCUGUUUCUCUCUGCAGCCGCUUUCCGCUGCGCGCAAUCACAGCUCCGGGAGCAGCGCUGGAGUCGGUGCGCUCUGGCAGAAAGCCUCCAGCCUCCUCCUCGUCUCUGUCGGGCUGCAGUCAGCGCUCCUCUGCAGGAAAUCACCCAGCGAUGAAACCGCUGUAAUCGAGCCUGUGUUGUUCUUGUUUUCAGUCACUCUUUACUUUACUUCACAUCGAGGGCAGGAAGAGAGGGGAAAUAAAACCCACGCAGAGGAACAGGUUUCCGUGGAUCUGUCGCACUGGAGGGGAGGAAGCGAUGGCAGCCCCGGUGAAAGCAGCGUUGGCUCUCCUGGUUCUCACCGUGGCAACUGCCCUGUGUGCGGAGGUGGAGGAGCGGCUGGUGAGUCACCUGUUGUCACCGGAGCGCUACAACAAGCUGAUCAGACCAGCUGUCAACAACAGCCAGCAGGUCACCAUUUACAUCCAGGUGUCUCUGGCUCAGCUGAUCAACGUGAACGAGCGGGAGCAGAUCAUGACCACCAACUGUUGGCUCAGUCAGGUGUGGAACGACUACAGAUUAAUGUGGGACCCUGAAGAGUACGAGGGAAUCAAGAAAAUCCGACUCCCGUCACAACACAUCUGGCUGCCAGACAUCGUCCUCUACAACAAUGCUGACGGUACCUAUGAAGUCUCCUUCUACUCCAAUGCUGUGGUCUCCAAUAACGGCGAGGUGAACUGGCUCCCACCAGCCAUCUACAAGUCGGCCUGCAAAAUCGAAGUCCGUGAUUUCCCCUUUGACCAGCAGAACUGCACCCUUAAGUUUCGCUCCUGGACCUACGACCACACGGAGAUUGAUCUCAUGCUUCUUAGUGAUUAUGCCUCACGUGACGACUUCAAACCCAGUGGUGAGUGGGACAUUGUUUCACUGCCUGGACGAAAGAACGAAGACCCUAAUGACAUCAGGUACCUGGAUAUUACCUAUGACUUUAUUAUCAAAAGAAAACCUCUGUUCUACACUAUCAACCUGAUCAUUCCCUGCAUCCUGAUCACGUCGCUGGCUAUUCUGGUGUUCUACCUCCCGUCAGACUGUGGCGAGAAGAUGACUCUCUGCAUCUCCGUCCUCUUGGCCCUGACUGUGUUUUUACUCCUUAUCUCAAAGAUUGUCCCACCCACAUCUUUAGCAGUGCCUCUGAUUGGGAAGUACCUGAUGUUUACAAUGGUGCUGGUCACCUUCUCUAUCGUCACAAGCGUUUGCGUGCUCAACGUGCACCAUCGAUCCCCCAGCACGCACACCAUGCCUCCUUGGGUCAAACGUGUUUUUCUGUACCGGCUCCCCUCUUACCUCUUCAUGCGGAGACCCGGUAGCUCCAACAUCCGCGAGAAGUUCCGGAAAAAACACCAGCAACGAUCAUUCUCUGACCAGAAGCUGCGUGGAGUGGACGGAGGGACUGGAAGUCCUCCGGGAUUGGCAGAUUCCUCCUCGUCCUUCUAUGUGAACGAGGAUUCGGCCAAACGCUACGGCUGGAAGAUCAGCGACUUGUCAGAGAACACAGAGUUCAGAAAGAGGAUGACGCUAAAGUGCAACAUUGACGUAGAGGAUGCGGUGGAUGGAGUCCGCUACAUCGCCGACAAGAUGAAGAGCGAGGACGAUGAUGAAGGGAUCAUUGAAGACUGGAAGUACGUGGCCAUGGUCAUAGACCGUCUCUUCCUGUGGAUCUUUGUGUUUGUGUGCGUGGUCGGGACGCUGGGCCUCUUCAUGCAGCCUCUCUUCCAGAGUUACAACACCCCCAUUGUUGAUGACAUCGACCAUAACUGAGAUCAGAAAUCCUGAACUUUAAUCUCAACAUGACCCAGACAUGAACUUUGAGUGCCCCCCCACCCCUUCCCAGUCACAGAGCUCUAACAACAUUUUAACACAAGAAGUCACACGUCCGCAUCACACCACACGCUCACUGGGAAUUAUAAUUAUGCACUUUAGCCCUCGUCCGCCACCUGCUCCCAUCCUUACUUCCACCUCUUGCCUCUUCAUCCUACAUGUGUCCCGGCAUCCUCUGCUCCACAUCUGUUGUGUACAAUGUGGGAGCAUUUUUGUUUCAGUUGACUAAAUAGAUAAUUCUGGUUUGUAACAAAUUGGGUCACAUUUUCAUAGUUUAAUAGGAGAUCAUUUUUAAUAGAGGAACUUGAGAAUGUGCUAACAUUUCUUGCUCCAGAUAUUUAAGAAAACUUUUCUGGCAUUUCUUUCUUUAUUGGACAGUUGACAGAGACACACCUUAAACAAGGGGAGCGAGACUGUGGUGAGACAUGGAUCAAAGGUUCCUGGUGCAACCGAGCAGAAGACAAAUGUCACACUUUUGACUGAGUCAAAGUAUGCUAUGCUGAUUUGCGAUUCCAUUACCAGUUUUACUGCACUGGCAUUGAACCACGCUGCACCUGAGAUUGAUCGCAGCCACUCUUCGGGAGUAUUCCCAACGGCUCCUGUAACCACUUCAAGUUGAGCGCAUCAUCAAGCAAGUAGCCCUGUCGUAAUGGCAAUACAAAUCCCUGCUGCACUGGGCCGAUGUGCCAGGUCAAACCCUGUUAAGCCAAACAAGUAUAUGUGUUAACCACUUGUUAACCAGGACACCCCUAAACCCUCAGCCUAGCCGUAACAUAUUCUGAAGAGAAAACAAGGGCAAAAGGUGAAAUUAUAACACAACUGAAACGUUGGAUCGAAUUCCUGCUUCAACAUUGACCCACAUUAGUUACAUUAAACAUUCCUUACAUUUUUGGCACAUUACAUUAAUUCAUUAUUAUCAAAAACAAAACCUGAGUUAUAAUAACCAGAAUUAUCAUUUAUUUCAAAAUGUGCAAUGAAACCACCUGUCAGUCAUGAUGCUCCUUCUUGGGAGUCAAUAUGGAUGCAGUUCUCUACUAAGAUAUAGCUUUACUUUGAAAGGAACACCUGACUUGAAAAGGUCGUAUUAAAAAGUGUGUUGAGCCCUAUCACUGUUCACAAAGGUUUUACCUGGCCAGCAGCAACUCAGGACUUAUUGUUUUCUGUUUACAACAGACUCGAUCUUGCUCUUUGUAUCUUAAUCAAAUUCUUACGGUCCUAAUGUGACAUUAUGGGAGCUGGCAUGCAUACAGCAAGGCACUGCUCUUUGUUGUUAAGUCUUUUUGUGAGAGAAUAGAGAGAAAGAGGCCAAAGAUGAUCAAAGCCACAGAAACUCACAAGCAAAUACAGGCCUCGCAUCGACCACACAUCCCCUGAGGAGAAGAUGAAUCCCUUCUGUGUAGAUACAUAGAAGUUGAUCACAUCCCUGAGUCCUUUUUCCCAAUAGCUCACUGUAUGAAUUUCUGAUAUUUGCCUUGAACAUGGGAACGAUAUAAGGACACAAACAGCUGUUGGACUGCGUGAAUACGAAUGGAUGGUGUGUUAUGGGGGUUCCCAGCCUGUUUUUACCCUCACACACACACUUCACUGUGUGGACCCAAAGAAACCGACUGAUCAAAUCUAUAACAAGCUGCUGUUGUGAUGUUUAAAAAGCAGCCAUGUUUUAAGAAUCUUGCAAAAAAGAAAGAGAAAACAAUAACGAUACAGAUCUUAAAAGCCAGUGACCUUCAGGCUUUUGUACCUCACUACGCUUCUUUAAAAAAAAAAAAAAAAAAAGAAAGAAAGGUACAGUACACUGGUUUCAUCAAAGUGUUGCUCGUCAGCAUCCAUCACACCAGCAGCAAUAAUAUUGUACAGUAUUUUAUACACACUGACCAGGGGCCAUAUUAACCAAACAGUCUGGAUCUUCACUUGCUUUACCUUCAGUCAUAUUGUAUGCUUGAUAACUGCAGCCUGUUCUCAGAGACGUUACUUGAAUCAGUGUCCAAUAAUUAUUCCUCAGAGUUAUUAUAACCUGUCACGGCACUCAUCUGUCACUGAUACCAACGUUAGCCAAGGAAAAAAGGUGUACUGUACUAAUCCAGCUGUUUUUGAUUCAUUUCAUAUUCCAAUGGAUGGAAUGAAACAUACUCUCUUUCUUUAUUUCUUUCCACCAGCCAGUCAUGUUGCGUAACCUGUUGAGUUUUGUCUUAAUGCUGAGAUUUGUGGGAAAGGACUGAGAUGGUGGCUGAUGUCUUGCAAAAGUGGAUCAAUAAAAGGGAAAGAUGAAAGUGACAAGCAGACCUGAUGAAUCACAUGAACAUUAAUUGGUCAUCCUAUCCUACAGUCCUUCAUUCUGCAUUAUAAAGAUGUCUCAGUUUCUGUAUUAAAGCAAUUACAAUGAAGCUUUA
Acanthopagrus latus (yellowfin seabream) is the source of this 4522-nucleotide messenger RNA. Its product is annotated as neuronal acetylcholine receptor subunit beta-2-like. Gene Ontology annotation, biological process: signal transduction; chemical synaptic transmission; regulation of membrane potential. NCBI's taxonomy places the organism in Eukaryota, Metazoa, Chordata, Actinopteri, Spariformes, Sparidae. Gene Ontology annotation, molecular function: transmembrane signaling receptor activity; acetylcholine-gated monoatomic cation-selective channel activity. The transcript is spliced from 6 exons. Gene Ontology annotation, cellular component: neuron projection; synapse; postsynaptic membrane. The coding region runs from base 576 to 2075 and encodes 499 amino acids. The record is from RefSeq and is a predicted model, not a curated record.